CGUGAUCGUUCCCAUGAUGCCUCGGUGCAGGCUCAGCUGUGUGGCAAGCUGCUCGCGCGCUCUCCUCUAGCGCUCUGUUCCCUAAUGAACACUUAGCAGCGUUUAAAGGAAAUGAAAUCCGCUUAAAAUAUGUGUCUCAGGCAGCAUUAGAAAGAACUUAAAAGAAGACAUGAUCGCAACACAGCUCGCUGACUCUGCUCUAGAGGCCAAAAAUGUUAAACAGUGGAUCAAGGAAAAGAUAGCCCAGACACUGAAGGUGUUGCAGAAGCGCUAUGUGACCACCGAUGCACCGGUGACCAGCGAGGACUCUGAGGCCAACCUGCUCUGCUGUGCCCUGGAAGCCGUCUUCAUACAUGGCCUCCGGAGUAAACACAUCCGCACAGAUGGCGCAGGAGCACGCAACCGCAAGGGAAACUCGCUUCCUCAGCCCAUCUUCUGGAAUCUGCUUAAAACCAUCACUCACAGAGAUGUGAUUCUGGAGAUAGAGGGCUUGAGCUUCAUCAACUCAGACGUAGGCCGUUGCAGGGCAUGGAUGCGCUUGGCACUGAAUGAUGGACUAUUGGAGUGCUACCUUUUUUCAUUAUUUCGUGAGAGCACCAACCUGGGAGCACACUACCAGCCCGGUGCAUUGCUUCUCGACACUGAGGAGCGUGAGGUGCUGCUCAGCCUUCUGCAGGGCCUGGCCUCACUCUCUUUCCAGCUUUCCUACAAAUCCGCAGUGCUGAACGAGUGGACCACUACACCCCUGGCACUCGCCGGUCUCUGUCCGCCACUGUCUACUGACGAUGACCCGCAGCCUCCUUCGUCACGUAGAGAAUCCUGGGAUACAGCAUCACAGUCAUCUGGAUCUGGAGGUUCAGGAAGAGGUCAGGAGGACAGGACGCCGUCAGACCUCAGCCUGGACACCGUUGGCUCUAGCCAUCUUUCUUCCAGCUUUGGUUCGGAGAGAGAGAGCUGGAACUGCCACGUGGAGAAUAAGAGCACACAUGAAGACUCCUCUAGUCAGGAUAUAAAAGACCUAGAUCUGCCUAGCCCUGCUUCAGACAGCGUGAUCGAGUUCUCCACUCACAGCAGCAGUGACGAAGACUCCUCUAACAAACAGGAUAUACUCCAAAUGCUUGAACCUCCUACAGAUUCAUCUGACCCUGGUUGUUACUCGGUUGUUUUGGAGCAAGCACCAUUAGGAGAGGAAUUUUUAAAGCUUGCGAAUGGACUUGUAAAUAUGAAGCAAAAAGAUACUGAGUCUUUCAUAGUAGAAGAUCAGAAGCAAGAUGAAGGCUCUCCUGACAUUCCCUUAGAUACCUCCACUCCUAUGUUAACCUGUCAGGAUCUGACUUCUGAAUCAUUGCCUCCCAACACUCUCGAUCCAUCGAUUUCCAGAGAAGCCGAGUUCGUAAACAAUUUAGAGCCUGCUUCUGUCCAUCAUACUGCUCUAAGCAGUAAAAUAUCCACAGGCUCUGUCUGUUCUCACCAUAAGUCCAGGUCCUGGAUCUCGGAUGAGGAUAUUUAUAAGCCAGAUACGUAUGCAAGUGGUGGUUCUGAAGAGCUUGAAGAUGUCGAAUCCACUCAGAUUAAUGGCACGCCAUCUCCCGUUACUGAACCCGAAUCAAUGACAUCUCCACCUAGUGUCGUUCGUCGUAGACAGAUCGGCUUGUCAAACCCCUUUCGAGGUCUUCUAAAGCUCGGCCAGCUGGAACGGCGAGGCCCUGUGGGUCUGUGGCGUGCCUGCCACUGCGAGUUGUCACCAUUUGAGCUGCGCCUAUAUUCUGAUGACGAAGAGCGUAACAUCUGUGAAAACCGCUCUCUGUUGCGUUGUGAGGAUGUGCACCUCGGCUCGGAUGGCCGCUUCCAUCUCGAAUUCGCCGGAAAGAAGCUCCAGCUGCGAGCACCGAGCAAGCCCGAGGCCGAGGACUGGGUGGAGCGCAUUUUAGAAGCUGUGAGCAAUGUGCGGCAUGACCCGCGCGAAGAAUGGGAUGACCUCUCGCCUUCCAUAAUGCCUGUCUCUAGACCCCCUGAGACAUCUAAUCUGCCUGAGACCGACUGGAACAGGCCCUGUGAGGCAGAACCUGAUGCCAUAAAGGAGGCGGUGGUGCUCCUGAGCCGGGAGGAGCAAAGUUGGUGUUCGAUGGUGCUCUGUCUCUCCCUGGAGGCGCUUCAAGGCUUUUCUGUGGAAAACGGGUGUAAAACACAGCUUUUCUCUUAUGGCAUUGACGCAGUGAGGGAUGUGGUCCCUGCAGCAGCACUUGGCAGCCCUGCGUUUUUUAAGGUGCUGACGGCAAAGGGGACGCUGACCGUGCGGGCCGAGUGUGACGAGGAGGCUCGUACCUGGAGGAGUCUCAUUCGAUGGGCGUUGGAUUCUUACCUGGAGGAGGAGAAUGAGACAGGAGGUGAAAUGACAUCACUGAGUGGCAACAUCCAAAGACUUGUUCACCACAGGUUGAAGGGGGAUGCGGUGCUGCUGCCCUAUCUGACAUCUGUCCCUAAAGAAAAAGGGCUAAAUGCACAGAGCUUCAAAUGUGCAGGCUGUUCCAGGCAGAUUGGAGUAUCUUUGGGACGAGCGAGGCUGUGCGAGUUCUCGGGUCAGUACUAUUGCGAGUCCUGUCACCAAGGUGACACCAGCAUCAUCCCCUCUCGAAUGGUUCACAACUGGGAUCUUACUGCCCGCGAGGUCUCCAGGCAAGCAUUAAAGCUGCUGACUGACAUUGAGCACGAGCCAUUGAUGAAUCUUGACCUUUUGAACUCUGACCUGUUUGAUCACACUGAAACCAUGGCAACAGUGCAGUGCUUAAGGCAGCGACUCCGCCUACUUGGGGAUUAUCUCCUAAUUUGUCGGAGUGGAAUCCGGAAAAAAGUCGAGGCUAGGUUGCAACAGAGAACCUACUUAUUGGAAUCAAGUGAUCUAUAUAGUGUGCUGGAUCUCAGGCAGAUAGCGGACAGCCAGUACGAGUCCUUCCUGCAGUCUCUCAUCCAGUUUGCGUGCAAUCAUGUGCAUCAUUGUGACCUCUGCACUCAGCGAGGCUUCAUCUGCCAGAUCUGCAACGCAGACGACAUCAUUUUUCCUUUUCAGUUUGACACCACCUCCAGGUGUAAGGUGUGCAAAACAGUUUUCCACUCCUCCUGUAAAGCCCAGUGUGUUACUUGUCCUCGCUGUGAACGACUACAGAGAUAUAAGGAGAGAGAAUUUCUUAAAUAAAUCAUGCGUCUGUUUUCCCAUACCACCAUCUCCAGCGUAGCUGACACAGUGGCACCAGAUGUUUCUCACGACCACCACUAGUGGGACACAGUCACUGCAGAGCUCAGUCAGUUCAUGAAAUCUAAUGUUAAUAUAUUUAUUUACAAUGCCAUAAGUGCACUUAAUUUGUAUAUGUGUAUGUAUAGACUGAACAUACACACCAUGCUUGUAUAUUGUCAGACAAACAGUAUGAGAGUACUAAACUUGCACUAACUGAGAAACCAGUAACAUCUGAGAGUGGUCUGAGAUGACCCUUUCCAGGAUAGGCGUUUUUAUUUUUCAAUUUUUGUCUUCAUCUCCGUAACCUAGAGACGUACAUGCUUCUUCGAGAAUCAUACUCUACAUCUCUUGUAAAAAAGGCACUUUCCACUUUCGGGGUUAUAUUGUUGGCGCUUAUGCUGCUUCUUCUUUAUCCCCCUAAUUAACACAGGAAGCCGUGUUUUGCCAAGGAUCACAUGACCCCUGUUUUUAUUUGGCUACACUUCUACUUUUAUGUGUUUUGCAAAGCAUGGUUUUAUUAUAGGAAUAUAUCUUAAUGACGAUGUUCCUAUUGGAAAUGAAGGUCUGUUCACGUAUGACAGCAACUUUGUAGCUUUCUACUUUUAUCUACAUUAAUUUAUACAAAAAGUUCCCAAAAUUUAUAUUUUAAUGUUUGUUUUUCUGUUCUUAUUGCUUAAUUUUAUUCAUGUUGAUUGUACUUUUUUUUAACUCGUUCUGCCAAAAACUUUAUUAUUAUAUGAAUGUUAACACUUAAAUAACAGUCAUUGUUUUUGCAAGUAUGUUUUUAUUUGUACUGGGAAAAAAUUAAAAGGUGAUUACUUAUUUAAUGCAGUAUUUAAUGUUUCACCCUCAUGUAGAACUAGCUGAGUCUAAACCUUGAAUAGGUUUAAUCGAUUCAGUGCAACAGAGGUUUAAAAAGUCAUUAGUUCCAUGUAGCACACUGCAUUAGAAGUAUAGAGCUAUUCUAGACUGCAUCUGUUUUUGCUUGUUCUGCACGUCAACUUGAUUACUGUUUACAUGAAUGUUAUUUGCACAAGCUAAUGAUCAGUUGCCUGUUUAAUGAUGAUUCUGUGUUUUCCUGUUGGUUUAUGGUCACAUGUUUGCCAUUGCAUCACAACCAUGUCUGGGCAUUUUGAGAUAAAGAUAAUGUUGGCCUUUUUUUUUCCCCCUUUUUUCCCUCCCUUCUCCUCUCGAUCAUGUGACUGACUUGGCUGUUAGUGUAAUUAGCAUUGUUGUUUGGCUCACAUGAAUGUCGUAAACCUUACAGAACACUCUGGACACUUCUAGAAAUUAAUUUUACGUUUAUCUUUACAAAAGUUUUCAGCAUAAUUAUGCCGGGUAAUGAAGGGCCCUGCUUUCAGGAAGCAGUAUCCGAGGCAAUGCAUCUUGCACAUAUAGCACUUUUCCUCUGGCUUUUAAUUUCUCAGCUAUUCUACUGGUGCUUUUUCAUACCCAUUGCCUUAUUUCCUCAUGAUUGAUUGAUGUAUAUAAGAGUGAAGUGAUUUAUUUCUUCUUAGUACUUUUUUUGUUUGUUUCCUUCUAUUUAACAUUAAAUGCUUUGACUUGGA
Molecule: messenger RNA, 4800 nt
Organism: Clarias gariepinus (North African catfish)
Lineage: Eukaryota; Metazoa; Chordata; Actinopteri; Siluriformes; Clariidae
Gene: plekhm1
Product: pleckstrin homology domain containing, family M (with RUN domain) member 1
Exons: 13
Coding region: 170-3193 (1007 amino acids)
Source: RefSeq, a predicted model, not a curated record